Messenger RNA from Onychostoma macrolepis, 5418 nucleotides. Its product is annotated as scavenger receptor cysteine-rich type 1 protein M160. Gene Ontology annotation, cellular component: membrane. Bases 153 to 3857 code for a protein of 1234 amino acids. The record is from RefSeq and is a predicted model, not a curated record. Lineage: Eukaryota; Metazoa; Chordata; Actinopteri; Cypriniformes; Cyprinidae. The transcript is spliced from 18 exons.
CUGCGAUUUCGGAGUCGACUCGACAAGCUACUCAGAGUCGAGGAAUCGACUCUUUUGGAGUCGACUCAGCAGCAGAGCGCGAAUUCUCUAGACGCUUUUAACUAGGUCUCAAUGUGACUUUACGUGGAUCCAAGAACCCCUGUAUAGGCCGAAUGGAAGUGUACCACAGUCAUGGAGGUAAUGAGCAGUGGGGCUUGGUGUGUCAUUACGGGUGGAAAAAAGAAAAUGGAGAGGUUGUGUGUAGAGCAAUAGGGUGUGGGAAUCAUAUAGACUCUGGUAUAGAAAGGACCUUCUACAGAGAUCCACCUCUGCCCCAACAAUAUUGGAAGGAUCAAGUGGAAUGCACAUCUAAAGAAGAGAGCCUUUGGAAAUGCCCAGUUGUUGGAGCACAUAUUGCAAACUGCAGAAGUGAUUUGAGCUUUGUUGCUGUUCAGUGCUCUGGAAACGUUACACUGGGUUUGAAUCUGAAUGGACUGCAUGAUAGAUGUGCUGGUGUGGUGGAGUUCUCAACACCCAACGGCAUCAUUGGGGUCUGUAAUGAUAACUGGGAUAAAAGCAUAGCAAGCAAGAUAUGUCAGGAGCUUGGUUGUGGAGAUCAUCAUUACAUCCCCAAGCCUGGAAUGUUCAAAAGACAACUGAGCAAACAUAAUGUAUUGCUUAAUUGUGUUGGCAAUGAGAGCUUCACUUGGCAAUGUAUGGAGAGGUCAGACUGCCAGGAGCGAGCCAGUGUGGUCUGCAGCAAUUAUAAGAGGUUAGGUCUACGAGAUGGCAGCAAUGCUUGCUCUGGGUUGGUGGAAGAGUACAGUUUUGAAAACAACUCAUGGAAUCUUAAGCAGACAGAUGGGAUGAGUCCUGAAGUCCUCUGUACGGAACUGAACUGUGGUUCCACCGGAAAUUUCACAAACGCUAAUGGAACUAACAGACUGACGUGCUCAGACAGCGUGAAACUCCGCAACUUUGCAACAAAGUGUUUUGGAGACAUUUCCAUUGAUGUAAAUGGCGAUGAAUUUGGAGUGUGCUACAGUGAUUCGACUCUGUCCCAUAAGAAGGGUGUGGUGGUUUGUCAAGAGUUUGGCUGUGGUGAGGUGGUUCACGUGCAAAAGGGCUCCCUUAUUUAUAAUGGUUUGCUGAGUAACGUUGUCUGCCAGGGCAAUGAGGGGUCUCUGUGGCAUUGUCUGGCAAUUCAUGACAAACGAAAAACAAAACAAUGCACGGGAACCAAAGUUAAAUGUUCAGACAGCUUGAAUCUACGUUUGAGGGAUGGUCUGGGUAACUGUUCUGGACGUGUAGAGGUGCAAUGGUGGGGCUCAUGGAGGUCCAUUGGCUCUGACCAGAGCCCUAUAAAUUCAGAUGUGGUGUGUCAACAUCUCAAUUGUGGUGCACCUACUCAAAUAACUAGAGAACUUUUCGUCGAAGGAAAACAGCAGCAACUGGAAUCUUCGUGGGAUUUCAAUUGUAAAAGCUCUUCAGCAAAGCUCCAUGAGUGUUUUGGAAAAACUCCUUUGAGGCCACUAAUUCAAAAGAAGAAUAGCAUAGAAAUCAUCUGCAAAAAGGAAGAACUUAUGUUCUUUGAAGGUGAUGUGCCCUGCCAGGGAAGAGUGCGCAUCGAACGGUUUGAUGGUGAGACCAGCUGGCUGCCUGCAGAACCAAAAGAAGAGAACAAGCAAAAAGCCAGUAACUUAUGCCAGGUGAUGCAUUGUGGAUCUCUGGACUCCUUUGAAAAUGAGCAAAACACCACACAUGCCAAUGUCAAAUGUUUAGGAUCAGUGAGUGUGGCGCUUCGAAACCCGCUUGCAGAAAAAUGCUGGGGAAUGGUGGAAGUCUGCAUAGAUGACAAGUGCGGCGGGAUUUGCACGGACACUUGGAGAUCAAAUGAAGACUCCAAAAUGAUCUGUGAGAACCUGGGCUGCGGAGAACCAUUUCAGGGCCAGUUAACACUUAAGAAAAAUUAUCUAUCUGUGAGCUUCUAUAGUGUGUACUGCUCAGAAAACAUGCGAAAUAUGAGUAUGUGCAGGUUUAUUCACAACAAAGACUCCGACUGCAACACUGCAGCCCAAGUGAUAUGCACAGACAGCAUCAAAGCUAGACUGGAGGAUCCGAGAGACAAAUGCGCUGGAAAAGUGUCAUUGUUUUACAAAGGGCAAUGGACACCUGUCUGCCAAGACAGUAAAAAUGAAGAUCUUAAAAAUACGAUCUGCAGGGAACUGAAUUGUGGAGGCAAUCUGCAGGGAACUGAUCAUCUUAGUUUGCCUUUUCAUGACCAGUCCCAAAUCCAAGGACUAUCAAGUAUUAAAUGUCUGAAUCGAGCUAACUCUGUUUCCAAAUGUGACCUCAGUGAGGCUUCAUUGAAAAGCUCAUGUACUGUAAUGUAUUUGAAAUGCACAGAUUGGGAACGCUUGCUCCUCUAUAAAAUGGAAGGUAAAUGCAGUGGUCCAGUAUAUGGUCUGAGUAAAGAAGGAAAAACACCACAGCUUGUCAGAGGGCAGGGAUGGGGCCGAGAGGAAGGACAAAAGCUGUGCGAGUACCUACAGUGUGGAAACUACACAUCACACUCCACACUAGACAUACCCAUAGAGACUACCGAGUGGUGGAAUAAGACCUAUAAUUGCUCAGGCAAAAAGAGCAUGUGGGAAUGCGAGAGCCAAGAUCAGCCCAUCCAGCUUCAGCAGUUAAACAUCCAGUGUGACCGUAUACCUCCAGCCAUUACGCUGUCAGACAAUUGCACAGGCGAGGUGCUCAUAGAUAAGAAUCAUGUUUGUGCAUCUCAGUGGCAUGAUCACAUGUCCCAAGAGUUAUGUCACAGCCUUGGCUGUGGUAAAGCCAUCCGAGGCUUGAGCACUAAAACAGGUAAAAAAAAUUGUUGGCAUUUCAGCUGCUCAGGCAUGGAGACAUCGGUGUGGCAGUGUGGCUCUAAAAUUGAAAGCUGUGAGAACAUCCUCUCUGUGGACUGUCAAAAUGGUGUUGAAUUCCGCACCACUGAGAAGUGUGGUGGGAAGCUUGGGAUCAGGUAUAAAGGGAAAUGGGAAUAUGUCUGUGGAGAACUGACUAAAGCUGAUGCUAAGAAGGUUUGUGAUGUGCUCAAAUGCGAAAAUAGUCAACUGCUGGAUGAACAGGAAAUAGCCAUGCACAUAAAGCUGAAUAUUAUUUGUCCAGAAAUGCACCAGAGCAUUUCUCAGUGUGUGCAGCAUCUCCAAAAAGAUGAAUGCAGACCUGCUGAAAUCAAAUGUGAAGGUUAUACUCCAAAACAACGUAAUUCUUCAUUGGGUCUGAUAUUGGGUCUGUUAGGAGGCGUGCUGGGGUUGCUGAUUUUGUUUUUAAUGUGGACAAAACGGAAACGCCUACUUUUAGCCUUAAGACAUUACAGAAAUAAAAAUGGCAAAUACGUGAACCCUGAUGUGAAUGAAAUGGAUAAGAUGGAUACAGAGGACAGAGAUUUGUCUGAAGGAAAGGCAUCGUUUUUAGAUGAUGAUGACUACGAGCAUGUGGAUUCUCUCAUGGACAAGUCAGGAGAGGAGGAUGAAGAUGAUAGAAAGAGAGGUUCUUCUGGGACAGAAUAUGAUGAUAUUGAUGGACAAGCCAAUGGAAUCUCUCCUCAGACCCUCCAUGAUGAUGACCUCAACCUCCCUGUCCUUCCCAAGAGACCCGAGAACAUUCUUGAUCAGGACACCUAUGAAGUGGAGAUAGAGAAACAGGAGGACUAUGAUGAUGUCAUACCUGUCGAGGCUGGAACCAAUGAAAAUGCAGGGACGACAGGCACACAAGCACAUGUAGAUGUAGACGUGGAUGAAGGUCUAGUUGCAAAUGCAGAUGCGGUAUUUUUAACCACAGAGGUAGAAGUUCACACUCAACUAGAGUAAUGAAGCAGCCACGUGACCAAAUUGUUCUUUUAAGUUAAUAUAAGAUUGUAUGUUCUUAUAUCAGUAGAACAAUGGGAAGAUAGUAUGGAUAAACAAAUGCUGUUUAAUGAUGCUAGCUCUCAAGAUUUCUCUCAAGAUGUAUAAAAGAAGGAAAACAUACGCAAAACUGAUUUGGAAUAACAAAAUCUUUAAUUAUCUUCCCAACAGCAUAUGACUGGAUAAAAAGAGCUAAUUUUUGUGCCGACAAACCAGUCAAACUUUGUCAUUCUUUAAGUUCUGAUGUGUAGUUUUGAUCUGUUUGCUUCUGUUUUGCUUUAUUUGUUUUCAGUCUGUUAAAGCUCGUGAGCAGGCCCACAUGAACUCAGCAGAAAACCUUGAAAUUAAAAUGUAAUAGGCUAUCGCUAUCGUGUUCAUUUGAUUUGGUAAUAUCUUUUAAAAAUUUACAAGAUCAAUGCUUUUAAAGUUUUCAUGACCAGGUAACACGAUGUUUACACAAUCAGGAUGCCAUAGUUCAGUUGGUUCACCCAACAACUAAAAUUUGCUAAAAAAUUCCAACGUGAGUUUGGUUGGUACAGAUCUGGAAAAAAUGUAAUUACUUAAUUUCACCAAUGAAUCCUCUGCAGUGAAUGGGUGCCAUCAGAAUCCACAAGUAAUCCACUCGGCUCCAAUCCAUCAAUUAAUGUCUUCUGAAGUGAAAAGAUUUGUGUUUAUAAGAAACAAAUCCAUCAAGACGUUUUUAACUUCAAACAUUGUUUUUUUUGUAAACAGUGCUUGAUUUGUGCAUAUUUCUCUCCUGAUUCAGACGAGAUGACUUUUUCACUGGAAAAAGCAAUAUUAUGGAUAAAGGACUUGUAUUUUAGCUGGAAGCAGCCGUUUGAAGUUAAAAACAUCUUGAUGGAUUGGUUUCUUUGUUUCUGGACUGGAGUUGUGUGGAUUAUUGUGAUGUUUUUAUCAGCUGUUUGGACUCUCAUUCUGACGACACCCAUUCACUGCAGAGGAUCCAUUGGUGAGCAAGUUAUGUAAUGCUAAUUUUCUCCAGAUCUGUUCCCAUGAAGAAACAAACUCAUCUACAUCUUGGAUGGCAUGAGAGUACAUUUUCAGCAAAUUUUAAUUUUGGGGCGAACUAUUCCUUUAAUACACAAUGUAUAUAUGGACAGAUAUAUGUUCAACUGUCCAUUUAGUUUCUAUUAAUUUUCUGGAUCAAUAAUAAGGCAAAUGUUAGCAUGUAAAAUAUAUAUUUAAUUAUGCAAAAAUAAAUAAAUAAUAAUAAUUAAUUAAUUAAUCUGUAACCACUAGUUUCUUUAAUGCUCCAUAAUAGUACUGAAAAAAUGUAAAGAUGAUGCUCUCAGAGUCACCAAAAGUGAAAACAUACAGUAGGUGCUAUUUUGGCAAAAAAUAAAUAAAUAAAUACACAGUAUAUUUUAUUUGGGCCUUCUCAUGAGCAUGUGUAUUAAUUUUUUUUUUUUACUUAUUUUAAAAGGAAUUAUAGUUUUAUACAAUUUUACAAGAACCUUUUCUCUUUUUGUAUAUACAGUAUUUUAAAAAUCAAACCAUUCUGCAA